This is a messenger RNA of Suillus clintonianus, 1647 nucleotides long. RefSeq lists its product as uncharacterized. The coding region runs from base 130 to 1647 and encodes 505 amino acids. NCBI's taxonomy places the organism in Eukaryota, Fungi, Basidiomycota, Agaricomycetes, Boletales, Suillaceae. The transcript has 2 exons. The record is from RefSeq and is a predicted model, not a curated record.
CCUCGUGUCCGUUCGUUUAAAAGCAGGGUUCACGAAACCCUCAUAAGCCAAAACCUCUUCGAUCCCUUGCAGAGCGUCUUGGGAGUCUCUCAGUCACCACUGCUACCAAACGUCAUCGAUCAUAACUCAAUGGGUGGCUUUCCUACUACGAGCGCCUCUAUUGCUGCCACAACAGGCAGCCAUGACGACCUUAAAGACCUCGUUCAAGAAGUUUUCGACGAGUACAUCACCAACGAGAUGCCCAUUCGCCUACUUCAUAUCACCAAACACGACCAGAAGACAAAGUUUAAACUCGUGGACAGGGCCUUCGUAAGGAACCACUUCGAAUCAGUCCCCGACAUCAUUCACGGAGAAUUUGCCCAAAUGAUGCUCGUGAACGGGGAGGAUAGGGAGGAUCGUAUCAGAGAGCGCGUGAAAAAGGAACUGAAAUAUGCCAUCUUCUCGCAUAGGUGGUUGCCGGGCGAACAAGAGCCUCUGUAUGACCACAUGUCGAAUCAACCGAUGGAUAUCCCUGACGAUCCCGAGCCAGGAUGGGAGAAGCUUCAAAUAUUUUGCCGCACAGCAAAGGAUGUCCACAAGUGCGAAUUUGCUUGGUCUGAUACUUGCUGCAUAGACAAAAAAAGCAGCGCAGAGCUGGAUGAAUCCAUCCGCUCCAUGUUUCGCUGGUACAGGAAUUCCUAUAUAUGCAUCGCUUUUCUGUCAGAAACGGCAGACCUAGCAGCUCUUCAAAUGCAGGAGAAGGGUGAAAGAGGUGAAAAGGCGAGAAUCGAUGCUUGGUUCAUAAGAGGAUGGACGCUUCAAGAGCUCCUCGCUCCAUCACAAAUCAAAUUCUACGGAUCACAUUGGAAACCCCUCAUCCAAGGCUCUACGAACGACAGGGACAGUGAAGCCAUCAUGCGAAAGAUAUCGGAGCUCACGGACAUUCAUAUGAAUGAUCUUAUAUCAUUCACACCUGGCACCGAUCGAGUUCCAGAAAAGAUGUUGUGGGCAUCCAGGAGGCGAACAACUCGUAUCGAAGACAUCGCUUACUGCCUUAUCGGAAUAUUCGAUAUCAGCCUCAUGAUCGCAUACGGCGAAGGCAACAGAGCCUUCUUCCGUCUCUUGGAGGAGAUACUGAAGAGAUACGACAAAUGGGAUGUGUUUUUGUGGAGCGGCCGUUGUUCCCGCUACAACGCAGCCCUCCCGAAUGCUCCGCACUGCUAUGCUGCGGGAUGUACUGAAACACUCCCCAGCGCAGUUGACGAGAUUGGAGAUAGACGCUUUGCCUUGACCAAUCACGGCCUCGAAAUAAGGGUGCUCCUACUGGCCGUCCAGGUAGAGGACAUCACCGAAGAGCUGCCUGACUCGAGAUGCCUUUCGUUCAGGCAUGAUUACUUUAGGGUGAAGGUGAGGCACAUUGGCCCAAAGCGCGAACGUCGCGACACGGCCUGGGCAAUAGGUGUCCUGGACUAUCGCGUAGAUGGUGAGGAUGGUUCCAUCGACAGGUCUGGGAAAAUCCCAUUUACCGGGUUCUUGCUGUCCUCGGAUGCACAUGCAUCUCCUCAUCUAGCGGCAACCGCAAGGUGGAAGAAGGAGAUGACAAAAGAAGUUAUUAAAAUUUGUUGUCCCGACCACGUACCAGAACACCCGACUCUGUUGUACCUUUAG